Manduca sexta (tobacco hornworm) is the source of this 1137-nucleotide messenger RNA. RefSeq lists its product as uncharacterized. The record is from RefSeq and is a predicted model, not a curated record. Lineage: Eukaryota; Metazoa; Arthropoda; Insecta; Lepidoptera; Sphingidae. Bases 1 to 1137 code for a protein of 378 amino acids. The transcript is spliced from 2 exons. Gene Ontology annotation, molecular function: nucleic acid binding.
AUGACCAAACCAUUGCUAACAAAUAGCAAGUCACUAAACGAGGCGGGCUUCCACACUGUAGGCUAUGUAGACGAUGUAGCGAUCCUUAUUAAGGGAAAAUUCGUAGGCGUCCUAUGCGAUCUCAUGCAAGGGGCAAACCCAUCGAAAACCGAACUCGUAUUGUUCACAAGAAAGCGAACUACAGAAAAUUUUCGCUUACCUAAAUUACAAGGCACUACGUUAUCUCUUACAAAAGAGGUGAAAUACCUAGGUGUCAUUUUGGAUGAUAAACUGUUAUGGAAUAAACAUUUGGACCACAAACUAGAAAAGGCCUGUAUAACAUUCUGGCAGUGUAAAAGACUUCUCGGCAAAACUUGGGGCGUACACCCUAAAAUUCCCAUAUGGCUAUAUACAGCGGUGGUACGACCAAUCACCACCUAUGGAGCUGUAGUCUGGUGGCCCAGAACCAAACUAUCCACAGCUAGAAACAAACUGCAGCAAUUUCAGAGAUUAGCGUGUACAGCUAUAACGGGCUGCAUGAAAACUACACCCACAGCUGCUUUAGAGGUCCUGUUGGGACUGCCGCCCCUGGAUCUGUUUAUCCAACAAGAAGCAGCCUCAGCAGCAGUCAGGUUAAAGACACUCAAGCUCUGGGGUACAGCAAUAGGUGCCCACGCCGAAAUUCUGGUAGAGGCCAUCAACUACAAACCACUGAUGGCCGCUCCCAACGACAGGGUACCCAAACAAUAUAUCUUCGGAAAAAACUACACCGUAAGGCUGGCCGAAGAACAGCAUGACUGGUCUGGCACACACGAACUGCGAAUAUACACCGAUGGGUCUAAGACCAGGACAGGAUCGGGGGCAGGUGUGUUCUCACCAGAAAUUAACAUCAAGAUAUCAAUGGCCUUAGGCGCACACAAUUCCAUCUACCAAUGUGAAUGUGUCGCCAUCACGGAGGCAGCCAAAGCAGUGGAAAAGCGGGGCCUUAUAGGCCACAAAAUACGUAUUGUAUCCGAUAGCGCUGCUGUAUUACGAGCCCUUGAUAGCAAGACCAUUCAAUCAGGGCUCAUACUAGAGUGCCACCAAGCACUGGAGGGUAUAGGAAAGACUAACUCAGUUACCCUACAGUGGAUCCAAAGGAGCACAGUGGCUCUCUAG